AUGGCCUCGGGACACAACGACCCCAAGCUCUUGUACGCCAUCAAUGGCGUCAAGGCCUACCACCUUGCCCACGGCAAGGAGGUGUCUCUGACUCCAGCCGGCCCCCAGACGCUCUCGCUGUUGAUGGUCCCGACAUCGUCGCCCUUCUCCGACACAAACGGAGAAACUCCCGCAGAGGACUUCUACCUACACCUGCACCUCCCUCCCGAGCUCGACUUGCCUCUUCCCGCCACGACCCAGAUCUACCACCAGCCGCCAACGAGCUACCUGAUUCCAAGAUGGGAUAUGGGCCCCGACAGCGGCGCAUUCACUCGCAUCGAGUUCCCCGACACUGGCAGCAGAAAGGGUCUUCAAGAAGAUGUAGACACCUUCGAGACAAUCCUCGCCCAGUGCACCGCCUUCCUCGAACGAGCGCCCCCGCCAAAGGGUUCCUCCGCCGCGAAGUCCGCGAAGGCUGCCGCCAUGCCCUCCGCAGCUUCUUCCGCAAAGGCGAGAGCAGCAGCUGACGACGGUCUCCCCGCCUACAACCCUGCCGACUAUCAGCCCGGGCAAGCCUACGCUCAGGGAAGCCACAGCUCCCCCAAUGGCGGCAGGAUCGUGCUGAUUGACGAGGAGGAUGGCAGCGUCAUUGGCGAGCUGGCGGAGAACUACCAAAUCCAAGAGGAACUGGGCGUGAAGCCCGGCACGAAAGAUCCCGUGGAGAUCACCCUCCCCGCGAACCAGAGCCAGGCCAUUACCGUCCAGCCUGUGUCACAGGAGUAUCGCGAGAUGAUCAUGCACCCAGCUUACAAAAAGUCCUUCCUGGUCUCCAACGCCUCCAAGGCUUCCCGUCUGAUCGUUACGUCGUCAGACAUGGUCACCAAGGGUCUGCAAACAGGAGCUGAUAGCUUCACUACAAAGACCAAGUCCAAUGACACGGCCAUGACGUUUACACCGGCGGCGCACGACCGUAUUCGUCGCAUCAACCAGUUCACUACUACCGCGGCUGGCUUGUCAGCGACGACGGUUGGACAGAUUGGUAAAGUUGCACAGAACCUGGGCGCUACCCUUGCUAGGAAGAAGGAUGGCGGCGGAAGGGGGUAUGACAGGGAUGGUAACCCCAUUGAGGGUUAUAAGCCUGGGCUGCUGAACAGGAGCUUGAUGGCGUUCAACACCGUUGCCGACGGUAUCGACCAAGCCGGACGCAACCUGCUGGUGGGCACUUCCUCCAGUGUAUCGCAAAUGGUCGAGCACCGUUGGGGUGCCGAGGCUGGCCAGGUGUCGAGAAACAUUGGUGGCGGAUUUAAGAACGUCGGCUUGGUCUACAUCGAUGUGACAGGCGUCUCUCGAAGAGCCAUUCUGAAGAGCGUCGCCAAGGGCAUGGUCGUCGGAAAGGUAAAGGGAGGCGGUCAGAUCAUUGUCGGAGGUGGAGACGGUGGCAAUACCGUUGGAUUGUUAGAGGACGGGAAGCCUCUUGCCCGCAGGGAUGACCAGAGUGACACGACCAGCCUAUAUACAGCAUAUGAGGGGAAGGGUAAGAAAGAAAAGGUGCAAUGA
This is a messenger RNA of Colletotrichum aenigma, 1536 nucleotides long. It is a transcript of the gene Spart, whose product is annotated as Spartin. Gene Ontology annotation, cellular component: plasma membrane. The record is from RefSeq and is a predicted model, not a curated record. Gene Ontology annotation, biological process: cell division. The transcript is spliced from 3 exons. The coding region runs from base 1 to 1536 and encodes 511 amino acids. NCBI's taxonomy places the organism in Eukaryota, Fungi, Ascomycota, Sordariomycetes, Glomerellales, Glomerellaceae.